Molecule: messenger RNA, 6140 nt
Organism: Brienomyrus brachyistius
Lineage: Eukaryota; Metazoa; Chordata; Actinopteri; Osteoglossiformes; Mormyridae
Exons: 2
Coding region: 660-1637 (325 amino acids)
Source: RefSeq, a predicted model, not a curated record
AGCUUGAUUCUGCGGUCAGCUGACCAUUUUAUUGUUUAUUUGGACAUGUGCUUAGGAUCACCGUCCUGCUGGAAGAUCCAAUGAAGGCCCAGUUUUUGUUUCCUGGCAGCAGCAGCCAAAUUUUGAUAUAAAAUGUCCUGGUAUCUCAUGGACCCCAUAGUGCCAUGUACCCUAACAAGGUUUCCAGGGUUUUUGGAGGAAAAUCAGGAACCUCCACCAUAUCUUACAGUUGGGAUAAGGUUCAUUUCAUUAUAACCAUCCUUCUUUUUACGCUAAAUCCACCUUUAAUGUUUAUUGCCACAAAAGCAUUUUUGUUUAAUCAGGUAGUUGAAUUUGAUUCCAGUCAAUGUUGUAUAAUGUUUUGAAAACUCCUGGCACUAACAUUUUAAGUAACUCACAGAAAAAGCUUCUUUCUGUCAUACCUUUCAAAACGUCCAUACCUCAAUCCCCUCAUAAGUAUGUCUGCUAGGUGGAGUCGAAGGUGCAGUAUAAUCCUGUUAUAAUGGACUCGCUUGUAACGGAAUAUCGUCUAUAACAGACGAGGACCUUUAAUUACAUGCAGAAAAAGCAUCGGAUAUAGCGGACUCGCAUAUAAUGCAGUGUGUGUGAGAGUGUCUGUGGCAGGGUACGUGUGUGUGAGAGUGUCUGUGGCAGGGUACAUGUGUGUGAGAGUGUCUGUGACAGGGUACGUAUGUGUGAGAGUGUCUGUGACAGGGUACGUGUGUGUGAGACUGUCUGCGGCAGGGUACGUGUGUGUGAGAGUGUCUGCGACAGGGUACGUGUGUGUGAGAGUGUCUGCGGCAGGGUACGUGUGUUUGAGAGUGUCUGCGGCAGGGUACGUGUGUUUGAGAGUGUCUGUGACAGGGUACGUGUGUGUUAGAGUGUCUGUGACAGGGUACGUGUGUGUGAGAGUGGCUGCGACAGGGUACCUGUGUGUGAGAGUGUCUGCGGCAGGGUACGUGUGUUUGAGAGUGUCUGCGGCAGGGUACGUGUGUGUGAGAGUGUCUGCGGCAGGGUACGUGUGUGUGAGAGUGUCUGCGGCAGGGUACAUGUGUGUGAGAGUGUCUGUGACAGUGUACGUGUGUGUGAGAGUGUCUGUGAUAGUGUAUGUGUGUGUGAGAGUGUCUGUGGCAGGAUACGUGUGUGUGAGAGUGUCUGUGGCAGGGUACGUGUGUGUGAGAGUGUCUGUGAUAGUGUAUGUGUGUGUGAGAGUGUCUGUGGCAGGGUACGUGUGUGUGAGAGUGUCUGUGCCAGGGUACGUGUGUGUGAGAGUGUCUGUGACAGGGUACGUGUGUAUGAGAGUGUCUGUGACAGGGUACGUGUGUAUGAGAGUGUCUGUGGCAGGGUACAUGUGUGUGAGAGUGUCUGCGGCAGAGUACGUGUGUGUGAGAGUGUCUGUGACAGGGUAUGUGUGUGUUAGAGUGUCUGUGACAGGGUACGCGUGUGUGAGAGUGUCUGUGGCAGGGUACGUGUGUGUGAGCGUGUCUGUGACAGUGUACGCGUGUGUGAGAGUGUCUGCGGCAGGGUAUGUGUGUGUUAGUGUGUCUGUGGAAGGGUUCGUGUGUGUGAGAGUGUCUGCGGCAGGAUACGCGUGUAUGAGAGUGUCUGCGGCAGGAUAUGUGUGUGAGUGUCUGUGACAGUGUACGUGUGUGCGAGAGUGUCUGCGGCAGGAUACGUGUGUGUGAGAGUGUCUGCAGCAGGAUACGCGUCUAUGAGAGUGUCUGCGGCAGGGUACGUGUGUUUGAGAGUGUCUGCGGCAGGGUACGUGUGUUUGAGAGUGUCUGCGACAGGGUACGUGUGUGUGAGAGUGUCUGUGACAGGGUACGUGUGUGUGAGAGUGUCUGCGACAGGGUACGUGUGUGUGAGAGUGUCUGCGGCAGGGUACGUGUGUUUGAGAGUGUCUGCGGCAGGGUACGUGUGUGUGAGAGUGUCUGCGGCAGGGUACGUGUGUGUGAGAGUGUCUGUGACAGUGUACGUGUGUGUGAGAGUGUCUGUGAUAGUGUAUGUGUGUGUGAGAGUGUCUGUGGCAGGAUACGUGUGUGUGAGAGUGUCUGCGGCAGGGUACGUGUGUGUGAGAGUGUCUGUGACAGUGUACGUGUGUGUGAGAUUGUCUGUGAUAGUGUAUGUGUGUGUGAGAGUGUCUGUGGCAGGAUACGUGUGUGUGAGAGUGUCUGUGGCAGGGUACGUGUGUGUGAGAGUGUCUGUGAUAGUGUAUGUGUGUGUGAGAGUGUCUGUGGCAGGGUACGUGUGUGUGAGAGUGUCUGUGCCAGGGUACGUGUGUGUGAGAGUGUCUGUGACAGGGUACGUGUGUAUGAGAGUGUCUGUGACAGGGUACGUAUGUAUGAGAGUGUCUGUGGCAGGGUACAUGUGUGUGAGAGUGUCUGCGGCAGAGUACGUGUGUGUGAGAGUGUCUGUGACAGGGUAUGUGUGUGUUAGAGUGUCUGUGACAGUGUACGCGUGUGUGAGAGUGUCUGCGGCAGGGUAUGUGUGUGUUAGUGUGUCUGUGGAAGGGUACGUGUGUGUGAGAGUGUCUGCGGCAGGAUAUGUGUGUGAGUGUCUGUGACGGUAAGUGUGUGUGAGAGUGUCUGUGACAGUGUACGCGUGUGUGAGAGUGUCUGUGACAGUGUACGCGUGUGCGAGAGUGUCUGCGGCAGGAUACGUGUGUGCGAGAGUGUCUGUGGCAGGGUACGUAUGUGUGAGAGUGUCUGAGGCAGGGUACGUGUGUGUGAGAGUGUCUGCGACAGGAUACGUGUGUGUGAGAGUGUCUGAGGCAGGGUACGUGUGUGUGAGAGUGUCUGCGACAGGAUACGUGUGUGUGAGAGUGUCUGUGACAGGGUAUCUGUCUGUGAGAGUGUCUGCGACACCCCACCCCCAGUGCACUAGGUGACCUGCCCCACCCAGAGGCACAGGUGAAAAGAACCACUACCCCAAAGUAGAGGCUAGUUGAAGUGGCAGGAAUGGGGGGGCGAAUGAAGUCAGUAUUUAAUGUGAGGAGUCGUAGAGGGGAGAGGAAAAGAAAAGGAGAUAAAUGCAAAAAAGUAAAAAACGAAGGAUUCUAUUUAUAUAUGAUGAUUGUGGAUGAUUGGAGCCGUAAUUGCCAAAAAGAAAUUAGUAAAUAAAAAAUUAUCACACAUAUACACGCUUGUCCUGUGGGCCAAGACUCAUUUGAAAUGGACUGUUUCAAAGAGGGAAAGUGUUCUAUGGUCAGACGAGUCCAAAUGUGACAUUCUUGUUGAUAAUGAAGGGCGCCGUGUCCUCCGGGCUAAAGAGGAGGGAGACCUUCCAGCGUGUUAUCAGCGUUCAGUUCAAAAGCCAGCAUCUCUGAUGGUAUGGGGGUGCAUAAGUGCAUACGGUAUGGGCAGCUUGCAUGUUUUGGAAGGAACUAUGAAUGCUGAAAGGUAUAUAAAGGUUUUAGAGCAACACAUGCUCCCCUCCAGAGGACGUCUGUUUCAGGGAAGGCCUUGUGUAUUUCAGCAGGACAAUGCAAAACCACAUACUGCAGCUAUUACAAGCACAUGGCUUCGUCGGAGAAGAGUCCGGGUGCUGAAUUGGCCUGUCUGCAGUCCAGAUCUUUCACCUAUAGAGAACAUACAGUAAUUAUCUGUGACACCCAUGGUGCACUGUGAGCAGGUAUACAGGCCCACAGAGCAUGCAGAUAAUUAUCUGUGACACCCACGGUGCACUGUGAGCAGGUAUACAGGCCAACAGAGCAUGCAGAUAAUUACCUGUGACACCCACGGUGCACUGUGAGCAGGUAUACAGGCCCACAGAGCAUGCAGAUAAUUAUCUGUGACACCCAAGGUGCACUGUGAGCAGGUAUACAGGCCAACAGAGCAUGCAGAUAAUUACCUGUGACACCCAUUGUACACUGUGAGCAGGUAUACAGGCCCACAGAGCAUGCAGAUAAUUAUCUGUGACACCCAAGGUGCACUGUGAGCAGGUAUACAGGCCCACAGAGCAUGCAGAUAAUUAUCUGUGACACCCAAGGUGCACUGUGAGCAGGUAUACAGGCCCACAGAGCAUGCAGAUAAUUAUCUGUGACACCCAAGGUGCACUGUGAGCAGGUAUACAGGCCCACAGAGCAUGCAGAUAAUUAUCUGUGACACCCAAGGUGCACUGUGAGCAGGUAUACAGGCCCACAGAGCAUGCAGAUAAUUAUCUGUGACACCCAUGGUGCACUGUGAGCAGGUAUACAGGCCAACAGAGCAUGCAGAUAAUUACCUGUGACACCCAUUGUACACUGUGAACAGAUAUACAGGCCCACAGAGCAUGCAGAUAAUUAUCUGUGACACCCCUUGUACACUGUGAGCAGGUAUACAGGCCCACAGAGUAUGCAGAUAAUUAUCUGUGACACCCCUUGUACACUGUGAGCAGGUAUCAGUACUGACUACUUUUUAUAUUGAGUCACAUGUUUUAUGUGAAUUACUUUGUACUGAACUGAAGGCCAGUAUUUGUCACUGUGAAUAUGUUGUUGCAGACGUCCAUCCAGAAAUCAGAGCUGGGGGAAAAGAUAAGGUCCUUAUUCCAAUUAAUUUUUGGUACAAAUAUCAAUGUGUCUGUCGCAGAUGGAGGAUUAUAUAUUCUAGAGGUUUCUUUUUAUUUUUAAGUUGCAGAAUGUUGUCUCAUCUGAGGAGGAUUCAGUGUAUUAUGUGUGAGGUUCAUUUUGGUUUUGAUGCUGGAUUCAGUUAGUAAAUAUUAGAAAAAUUGCAUAUUCUCAACUCGUAUUUAUGGAUUAAGUCUUCGAAUGUCAUGAAAUGACUGUUACUGAAAAGGAGGUGGAGAUGUGUAAUCCCUUUCUGUCCCCGUGAGUGAUAGUGAAUAGUGAUAUUGUGAAGUAGGAAGUCCAGAUUAUUCCAGAUUGGCGUGUAUUUACAGGGUCUGAGAGUACAGUUAGUGAUUUUAAUGGCUUUCCUCUGUGCUGUCAGUGUUGUGGAAAUGGCAGCACUGUGUUGUUAAAGCAGUUUUGUUUCUUUAAUGAAAUUUUGAGUAAGUCUGCAUGUCUGAGAUUUUUACAGUACAGCUGCUCCUGCUGUAACCAUGAGCUGCUGUUACUGCUGUAGUGUGACCAUUUAGUUAAGUCUUGCAGUUGAUUUGCUAAGUAAUAAUUAAGAAAAAUGAGCUUGUAAUCCAACUUGAGAUUUACUUUUCUGUAAUGUGGAAUGUUUGAUUUUGAGUUUUUGUUUUUCCAGCAAAAAUGUGACAUUAAUGAGUUUGAAAGAAUUUUUCUGAAUUUAUUCUGGACGAGUAAUUUUAUUUUUAUUGAUUGAAGUGGGAGACUCAUCUAUUGUUUUGAAUAAGGGGGUGUAGUUGAGAGUAACCAAGUCAGACAGCCUGUGGGAGAUGUAGAUACCCAAGUACCGGAUAUUUCCAGUGUGAAAUGGACCAUCCUGAUCGGCUGAAUCCCAGGCAUCUUCAGACAAUGGCAAACAGUGAAGGAGAGAGUGGGCAUGCAGGCCGUCUUCCCCGUCGGAGUGUGAAUGCAGGUGAUGUCAUCCCAUCUGUGACACUGUAGCUUUGGCUGAGGUGUACAGUAUUUUAACCCAGUGGGUGAACGACUCUCCGAAGCCAAAUCUAUGCAAUGUAUUAAAGAGGAAUGUCCACCUGACUGUCAGAUGCCGUUUCUGCAUCUAAUGAUGUAAUCAUGGUUUUAGUAUGGGUAUGCUGAGCAGUACUGACUAAAUUAAAUAAUCUAUAGAUGUUGUCCGAGGCAUGUCUGGUCUUGAUGAAAUCUGUCUGAUCAGGAUGGAUUAUAGUAGGAAUGACUGUCUGUAACUGAGUGGCGAGAGCUUUUGUAAUGAUUUUCAAGUUAUUCAUUAAUGAGAGUGGCGGGUAACUGGAGGGUUGUGUUGGGUCUUUAUCAGGUCUCAAUAACACUGUAAUGGCCGGUAACUGGAGGGCUGUGUUUGGUCUUUAUCAGGUUUCAAUAACACUGUAAUGGCCUAUACAUUUCUGCAGGGUAACCAUCCGGUCUGGCGAUUGGUUGUUAGGCAUUUGGUUGAGGACCUUAUGGAGUUCUUCUGAUGUUAAUGGUGCAUCAAGCAGAGGUGGAGAUUUCAGGUCCAGGGAGUACAAAUCCAGACCAAGAUUUUGUUUCAACAAACCAGUUGAGUCUCUGUGAUUGUGACUCUUUAUAUUCAUCU